GGCAGAGGAGUCACUGUGAAUACACAAAGGGACAUGAACCAGGGAUACACAGAGAAAGAGCAAAGCAAAGGCGAGGAAAUCACGGGGAAGGGGAUGCCAAACGUGAAGCUUACGGGAAGGUCAGCGACGUUCUGGCAAAGGUUCCUCGGGUCUGCUGGUCUUUAUGCCGCUCCCUUUCAUCAAGUUCAGGUGUGUCGAUUAUUGAUUGACUACAGGUUCGUUGCUGUGCGGGCUUGCUGUGCUCAGCACGAGUGGGGACGUGUCUGAGUGCAUUUUCAACGGAGGCGUGUCUUGGCGCUCUGUCAGCAGAGGCAGCCGCAGCUCCAGCAGCCGAGGAAACGCAGGCCAGCAAGUUAAGCCCGGAUCAGAUCACAGAGUACAAAGGAGUUUUUGAGAUGUUUGACGAGGUGGGAAAUGGAGACGUGAAGACAAAGGAGCUGGAGAGGCUGAUGAGCUUGAUGGGAAUCAACCCGACAAAGAGGGAGCUCUGUCAGAUGGCCAAGGAUGUCGACAAAGAUGGUAAAGGUAUCUUUAACUGUGACAGCUUCCUGGGCCUGAUGGCGCUGUACCACCAGAGAACCAAGAACCAGGACACUGAACUAAGAGCUGCUUUUAAAGUGUUUGACAAAGAGGCCAAGGGAUUCAUUGACUGGAACACACUCAAAUAUGUGCUGAUGAACGCAGGAGAACCACUUAACGAGACGGAGGCUGAGCAGAUGAUGAAGGAGGCGGAUAAAGAUGGAGAUGGAACCAUUGAUUAUGAAGAAUUUGUGGCCAUGAUGACUGGUGACUUGUUUAAAAUGAGCUGAAGACGGCACGAAGAGGAGCCAUAUGAUUACGGCACGCAUGAGACCGAACAAAAUCCUUCUUAAUAAAUAUGCGGGAAAAAAAUCGAU
Nerophis ophidion (straightnose pipefish) is the source of this 896-nucleotide messenger RNA. RefSeq names its product calglandulin-like. NCBI's taxonomy places the organism in Eukaryota, Metazoa, Chordata, Actinopteri, Syngnathiformes, Syngnathidae. The record is from RefSeq and is a predicted model, not a curated record. The transcript is spliced from 5 exons. Gene Ontology annotation, molecular function: calcium ion binding; enzyme regulator activity. Gene Ontology annotation, cellular component: myosin II complex. The coding region runs from base 396 to 809 and encodes 137 amino acids.